This is a messenger RNA of Contarinia nasturtii (swede midge), 1745 nucleotides long. RefSeq names its product caltractin. Lineage: Eukaryota; Metazoa; Arthropoda; Insecta; Diptera; Cecidomyiidae. The record is from RefSeq and is a predicted model, not a curated record. The coding region runs from base 420 to 974 and encodes 184 amino acids. Gene Ontology annotation, cellular component: centrosome; centriole. The transcript is spliced from 4 exons. Gene Ontology annotation, biological process: mitotic cell cycle; centriole replication. Gene Ontology annotation, molecular function: calcium ion binding.
GAAAACGUCACUCAAACAUAGGAUAAAAGGCUUAUAUAUUUUUAUUUCUUUUGUCUCUGUCUCUCUCUUUCAUUCUCAUGCUUUGUACGAUUUUUUACUCCAUAUGUCGAUUGAUUUGUAUGGCCAAAUGAAUACGUUCGUAUUUUGAAUAAAUUCACUGUGGGGUCUGAUUGUCACAAACCAUUUGUUGACAGUUUACAAACAUUCAAAGGCGCUUUCGCCUACUUAAGCUUGUGCACAAUAUUGUUUGUUUAUAGAUGGUCUUGAACAUAACGACUGAAAAGUUUUAUCGAUAACAGAUUUUUUGUUCGUGUCACCGUAAAUCGAAUUGAAAAUUUAUUAGGCCGAUUUGUAAAAUUCAAUCAAGGGAUAUAUAUAUAUUUUUUUUUCUCCAACACAAAGUGUAGAAGGCAAGAACGAUGGCAACAAGUGUAGUUGCACCAAGUAAAAAGUCGACCGCCACCACCAGCCAUGCAACUGGAGCCAGUGGAAAUUCAGGACGAAAAAAAUCCGGUCCAAAAUUCGAUUUGACAGAAGAACAAAAAGCCGAUAUCAAAGAAGCAUUUAAUCUGUUUGAUACAGAAGCCACCGGUUUAAUUGAUACAAAAGAAUUAAAGGUGGCGAUUCGUGCAUUGGGGUUUGAACCAAAAAAAGAAGAAAUUAAACGAAUGAUUGCAGAAGUGGACAAAGAUGGUACUGGUAAAAUAUCAUUUGGCGAUUUUCAACAGCUGAUGACAGUGAAAAUGGCCGAAAAAGAUUCAAAUGAAGAAAUUUUGAAAGCAUUUCGAUUAUUUGAUGAUGAUGAAACCGGAAAAAUUUCAUUUAAAAAUUUAAAACGUGUUGCCAAAGAGCUCGGAGAAAAUCUGAACGAUGAAGAACUGCAAGAGAUGAUUGAAGAAGCCGACCUCGAUGGCGAUGGUGAAGUAAAUGAAGAGGAAUUUCUACGGGUUAUGAAAAAAACGAGUUUAUACUAAUGAAAUGAAAACACUUCAACAGAAAACAAAAAUAGUUCACCACAAACGGAUAAACAAUGAAACAAAAAAUAUAGUCAUAUUUAUAACGUACAAAUAAUAAUCAGCUAAGAUGUAAUUUAGUGGAAAUGUUUUUGUUUUUGAAAAACGUGCACCCGCAACAAAUAAAAAAGAAAUUACAACAAAUUCACAAACAAAUAGAUAAAAUCCAAACAUGAAGGAAAAAUAGAAAACAGCAUAAGGAUCAGCGUGCAUUUAGCGAACGAUACAUUUUUUUAAACUUAAGUUUAUAUUGCUUUUUUCGUUGUUGUAUAAAAAAAAGCCUUUGGUUAAGCGUAAAACGCGCAUUUUAUUUGCGUAUAACGUAAUAAACAUUCUAGAUAGUUCAAUAUUAUAUUUUUUUCUUUUCUGAAUAUCAUACUUGGAAUGUUUUAUUUAUGUUGAAAUGACAGUGUUCAUCAGUUGUAUAAGUCGUUAGAGUUUCUUUUUUUUUUGGUUUUUGAUUUCAUUUUUCGUCAAAAUAUCCGCUAAAAUAAAACAAAAUCAACUAUUUUUGAUACGGUAAUCAAAUUCGAAUUAGAUUGGAAAACAAGAUCAAAAUGGUCAAAAAAACAUGUAUUCACUGACAGGAAAGCCAUAAAUAAAUGUUAUUAACAAUUUUUCUUCAAAGAAAAACACCGUUGGCAUUUAUAAAUGUAUCUAAACUGAAUAAUAAAAACUUCGAAUUACAAUUGACCUCAACAAUGUGAACAAUGAAUCAAAUUAUGACAGAAA